UUGGACUUCCAUCGUGAAGUCAAGCCAAAGAUAUCUGUACGAUUCCCUCCAAGAACGACCAACAACAUUCGAGCGCUGACCAACUGGGAAUCGAAAGCUCAGUACUUACUACAUGAAAUCAUCAAGUAUCAAAACUACUGUGAUGCCAUUGAAAAGAGUCUAACGCUUCAGGUUCAAGUCAAUGCAUGAAAAAAAUAGCCCCAAUUUCUUUUGUAUGCUCCGCUUUCAAGGUUUCGAGAUCAUUGUUGUUGACCCCCUUAGCCUGCUGCUAUUUUUGUGUUGAAAUUGAAUAAUAUUACUGUAAACUUUCUUCUUUCCUUUACCUUGUAACCUAUGCAGAGCCUCCUCCUGCUCUUACAUCUCUCAUAUGUCCUGGCUACCGUCCAGCCUUUAGCUUAUAUUCUGGAGCUUACAAAUAUACAAUCUUUCUUACUGGAAUACCCAGAACUCCAUUUGCGUCAUACCUUCAACUCCUCCAUCCUCACCGGUGUGUCCGUCAACUUUCACUCAUUAGACGAUGCACACAGAGUCUUGCAGGAUCCCAAUAUCCUGCAAACAUGGCCCGUUACGCUUCACGCUCGACCUAUGUCAAACUAUAGCAUAAACGAGAUACCCGGUGCUGCCCAAAAAUUGACAAGUCAGAAUUUAGCGUACCAGCAACUUGAUACGGAUGGAUCAGGCAUUCGCAUCGGUGUCAUUGACUCUGGCGUCGACUAUCGGCACCCUGCGUUGGGCGGAUGCUUUGGCGUCAACUGCAAAGUGCGCUAUGGCUAUGAUUUGGUAGGCGACGAAUAUAACGGAGACAUCGCAACCCUCAAGCCCGACCCUGACCCCAUGGAUAGUUGUGGCACCGGAUCAGGUGCUACAGGGCAUGGAACUCAUAUCUCUGGCAUCCUUGCCGCUGAUGACAAAGAGUUGAAUUGGACUGGUGUGGCUCCAGGUGCUACCCUUGGCAUGUGGCGUGUCUUCAGCUGCCAAAAUGUCCUCACGCCCAACGACAUCCUCAUCAAGGCAAUGGAAAUGGCAUAUAAAGCAGAUAUGGAUAUCGUCAAUCUGUCAUUUGGCGAAAAUGGUGGAUGGGCGGAAGAUCCACUUGCCGUUGUUGCUGAUCGAAUGGUCGAAGCUGGUGUGCAUGUGGUGGUGGCUAGUGGAGACUCUGGAGGGAAUGGCGUUUUUCUGACAGCUGCUCCCGCCACUGGACGAAAAGUCAUAUCGACAGGUUCAAUAGAUAAUCGCUUGGUGGCCGCCCAUGUUCUGGACAUCAAAGGGCAUGGAUCAAUAGUGUACAGAACCGCAGAUAACUUUCCUAUAUACAACCAAACACAUCACAGUCUAGUGUCUGUCUCAAAAUCUCUCAAUCUGUCCGUAAAUGCUUGUACGUCGCUUUCUUACAACCUCACAAACGCUUAUGUUGUGACAAAAAGAGGCGACUGUGCAGACUACACCCAAGCUGCCAAUCUACAGCAAGCUGGAGCUGCGGCUGUGAUUCUUGUCUCAUUGCAAGGCCAAGACACAAACAUUGGGCUGAUCUCUGUUGGUAUUCCUGUGGUUUCAGUCCCAUUUGACAACGGCGAACAAAUUCAGCAUUUGCUACGCAAAGAGAGCCGUUUAUCUGCUCGGCUGACAACUAUACUUUCAACCUUGCCUGUAUUGUCAGGAGGACAAGUAUCAUCUCUCUCGACGCUCGGACCGACCAACGAACUAGAGUUGAAACCUGAAAUAUCUGCUGUUGGAGGAUACGUGUUUUCAACCCUGCCUCGCUAUUUGGGUAGUUAUGGUACUAUGUCUGGGACAAGUAUGUCCAGUCCGUGGGUAGCUGGAUCCAUUGCCCUUCUGCUUGGCUAUAACAAGGAACUGACCCCUCAGCAAGUGAGAACGGCUUUGAUGAAUUAUGCACAGCCAGUGAAUACCACCAUUACAAACAAACCUAUGAUAGAUUCUCCAAUUCGACAGGGAGCCGGUGUAGCGGACAUUAUAUCCACCAUCGCCUGCGUAAAAAAACUCUCUGUGAACCCCCCGAAACUCAACCUAAACGAUACCCAGCAUUUCACCAACACACAUUCGUUGACUAUCACCAAUCACCAGGACUCAGAACUCACAGUGUAUAUAAGCUACCAAAAUUCGGCGACAGUGGCUGGAUACAAUAUUUCGAAUCCAAUGGAUUUUGAACCUUUAGAGCCAGUCAGCUUUUUGGCCAUGAGUCGUUUGUCCGACUACGCACACAUUGAUAUUGCAUCCAGUAAAAUAGUAUUACCGCCUGGUCACAACGCCACCCUCUCAUUAGAUAUAACACCCCCGACCACGAACAAUCGUUUUCACUCUUUCUAUGGUGGCUAUAUUGUCGUUCGUACGAGUGGCUGUACGGCGAGCGUACCGUUUAUAGGCAUGUCCGGCAACAUGAGUGCGCUUCCCAUUCUCGAUCGUUCACCAUCCACUUCUUUUCCGUUCCCCAGUAUUGGAAAUCCAAACAACACUAUUCUAGCAAGCAACGAAACCGGCCAGUAUGUUCUAAACCAAACAUUCCCGAGUGUUCUGGCCAGGCUGCUCACCGGCACGGCGAUAGCUCAGAUCCAAGUCCUGGACCAACACCACACUACCCUUGGCGAUGUGCCGCUGCAAAUAACGACGAACCAAACGUCACCCAAUCCAAGAGCAUGGGUGGUUCGUAACCUUCAGCGGACACUCAACGGAGCGACCGACUUCAAGGUCUGGAAGUGGGACUUUACCUAUCUUCCUGUGAACGCUACCGUGUACGGACAGAAUCGGCAAUUGGACAAGGUGCAAACUGUUACUCCAGGGACGUACCACCUGAAAUUGAGGACUCUCCGAGUGUUUGGGAACCGGAACAACAUCCAUGAUUGGGACCAAUGGACAUCACCUCCUCUUCAAGUCAAGAGUAUACCCUCCAAGCACCACAACCAUCCAUCCAAAGAAUAAAGUAUGGACGCCACCAUGAUGCGUUUAUUUUUGCAUUGUUACUAGGAUGAAUAAAAGUGCAUGGUUAUAGCAGCUUGUUUUUCAUGUUAUGUCACUUUAUUUCAUGUCAGGUCAUGCCAUGU
Molecule: messenger RNA, 3059 nt
Organism: Umbelopsis ramanniana AG
Lineage: Eukaryota; Fungi; Mucoromycota; Umbelopsidomycetes; Umbelopsidales; Umbelopsidaceae
Exons: 9
Coding region: 334-2937 (867 amino acids)
Biological process (GO): proteolysis
Cellular component (GO): cell wall; membrane; cytosol
Molecular function (GO): serine-type endopeptidase activity; tripeptidyl-peptidase activity
Source: RefSeq, a predicted model, not a curated record